Molecule: messenger RNA, 3879 nt
Organism: Notothenia coriiceps (black rockcod)
Lineage: Eukaryota; Metazoa; Chordata; Actinopteri; Perciformes; Nototheniidae
Product: gliomedin
Exons: 31
Coding region: 63-3248 (1061 amino acids)
Biological process (GO): signal transduction
Cellular component (GO): cell surface
Source: RefSeq, a predicted model, not a curated record
GUGCUAGUGAGUGUCAGAGCUCAGAUUACUCUGCAGCAGAAGAGCAGCAACAGGGCACAAACAUGAAGGAGAGGAGUGGAGUUUGUCUGGCGUGGAAAGUACUGCUGCUGGUGGGGUUGUGUGCACUGCUGCUGCUGAGCUCAGGAGCUUUGGUGUUCCUGCUGGUUCGACAGAAGGAGCUGACGGAGGAGCUGGUGCGGCUGGAGGCUCAGAUGCAGGAGCUGUCCCAGAGCUGCAGGCUGCAGGCGGGAGUCCUGAACCAAGACCCUGCAGAGACCAGAGAGCUGAGGAAGCUCCAACGCAGCAGACGACACCAGGAGGAGGAUCUGACCCAAGAGCAGAAGGACAUGAUGAUGAUGAUGGCAUACUCCAUGGUUCCUGUCAAAGCCCUCAUGGAUCUGUGUAACGGCUCCAGAGGAGUCUGUUUAACAGGUCCACCUGGCCCAAAAGGUUUGCCAGGCAGAGCGGGGUCAGCAGGACAGCAGGGAGUGCCGGGGCUGGAGGGGAGACGAGGGAGGAGAGGACGUCCAGGCGAAAAAGGAGAAUGCAGAACCAAAGGAGACCCUGGGCUCCCCCGACCUAAAGGAGAGACCUGCAAUGGCAUUCUCGUUGAAGGUCCUCCUGGUCCGAGGGGCCCAGCCGGACCACCCGGUCCCCCCUGUCCUGCUCGGUACUGUAAUAAUGAAGUGAGAAACAACACCAUCGAAGAACACAUCCAUCAAAACAACAUGUUGACGGACUCAUCUCCUUCUUUGGCGGAUAAAGAAAACAGCAGCUCAACAAUAAACAACACUGAACCACCAACACCACACGCAGCCAAUGAGAGCCAAGACGUAUUGAAUGUUACUGCCUUUAAAGAAACUCUCAACACAAGUAAAGAGUCUGAGUCAGUAUCAAGUCAUCCUGAGUAUGGCCACGACACCUUGAACAAGACCAACUCAGAGAAUGUCACAGAAGCAUCAAUCAGAUUAUUAACAGCCCCACUUUCUCAAGACCAAAACAGUGGCGCCUUCAAUGGCAGUGGAAACAUUAAGGACAUCCCAAUGAAAAGUGUGUCACCGCGUCCAGCCUACAGACAUGACACGUGGACUGAAAACAGCACAGGAAAUGUUACAGAGGCAUCAAUAAAGUUAUUAGCAGUCUUACCAACGCAACAUCGAGCUCAUGAAGCCGCAGAUGAUAUUAAUGUUACUGGCACUGAGAUACUUCGAGAUACAGAUUCUGCUCCACUUCCUGAAGACCAAAACAGCGAUUCCUUCAAUAACAGUGGAGCCAUUACUGAUGCAUCCAUUAAAAGUGACUCUUCAUUAUCACCCCAAAACAACAACAACAACAACAACAACAACCAGAAAUUAACUAGCGUUGAGAGAUGGAUUAACUGGAUGUUCCAGGUUACUGAAUCACCAACUCCACAUCCAACAACCAACAGAGAUGUUUCUGACUCUGAGAAACUCCAAAACAUAAAAGUGGAAACUGAGUCAGUAUCACUUAACCAGGAUGGUGGUAAUGGCACAUUGAACAAUACCAAUAGAGAACAGGCUACAGAGGCAACAAUAACAAUAUUAAGAGCUCCACUUUCUGCAGACCAACACAGUGAUGCUAACAGGGGAACCAUUAUUGAUAAACCCAUGAGAAGUGAAUCACCUACUACUCCACAUUCAACUGACAACAACAGAGAUGUUUCUGACUCUGAGGAACAUCAAGACAUAAAAGUGGAAACUGAGUCAGUAUCACUGUAUCCAGGAAACGGUCAUGGCGCACUGAAGGAUAUCAAGAGUGAACAUGCUACAGAGGCAACAUUGACAUUAGUAACAGCUCCGGAUUCUGCAGAACAAAGCAAUGAUGCCUUUAAUAACAUGGGAACCAUUAUUGAUAAACCCAUAAGAAGUGAAUCGCCUACUACUCCACAUUCAACUGACAACAACAGAGGUGUUUCUGACUCUGAGGAACAUCAAGACAUAAAAGUGGAAACUGAGUCAGUAUCACUGUAUCCAGGAAACGGUCAUGGCGCACUGAAGGAUAUCAAGAGCGAACAUGCUACAGAGGCAACAUUGACAUUAGUAACAGCUCCGGAUUCUGCAGAACAAAGCAAUGAUGCCUUUAAACACAGUGGAACCAUUAUUGAUAAACCCAUGAAAGGUGAAUCACCAACACCAUAUUCAACUGAGAUCUACAGAGAUGUUUCUCACUCUGAGAAACAUCAAGACACAACCUUUGAAGCUGAGUCUGUAUUGCUUCCUCAAAACGACAGCCACGACAUAUCGAAGGACACCGAAAGGGUCAAUGCUACAGAGGCGACAAUAACAGCUCCACUGUCUGCGGACCAAAACAGUGAUGCACUCAAUAAUGCUACAGAGCCAUCAUUGAAAGCCUCACUAUCUGUAGACCUGGAGAGGGUCAACAACACUGGAAACAUUAAUGAUACACCCAUGGAAAGGGACUCAUCAUAUCCACUCCAGACUAUUAACAGGAUCAAUGUGAAAAAAAAUGAACGAUUGACAAAAACUGAGUGCAACAUUAGAAACAUUAAAUGUUCAGAGAAAGCCACCAAAAUGCAAAGCACUUUUGGAGCCUGGAUGUCCGAUGCAUCCCAGGUUGAUCAAGAUCGAUACUGGCUGGCCUAUCAUUUUUCAGGUCGACAUCUGGUGGAGCACAGGAACAUUUCAUCAUCACCGAAUACAACAACCAAGACAAUAGAUGCCAAUGGGUUCUUCCAGGGCUGUGGUCAUGUCGUUUACAAGAGCUCAUUUUAUUUUCACAAAGGAGGAUCAAACAGACUUAUAAAAUUUGACCUGAACACCAGGAGAACCAAAACUCUGACCAUGGCAAACAGCAGAUAUAACAACCUGAACUAUCUUUCCCGCAACUCAAAGACGUAUUUCAAGUUUGCCGUGGAUGAAAACGGACUGUGGGUCAUUUUUGCUGCGGAUAAAGAAGAUGAUACAAUGGUUGCAAAGUUAAAUCCUGACACAUUCUCCGUGGAGUCUGUCAUUAACACUCACUACCCUACAACUAAAGCAGGCAAUACUUUCAUUGUAUGUGGGGUGCUAUAUUUUACAGAUGAUAAAGACAGAAGAGUCACAUAUGCCUUUGAUUUGAUGAAAGAGAGUCCUCUGGAUGCAAGUUUUGAUUUGAGGCCAGCUAAUGGCACCCUAGCUAUGCUGUCUUAUUACCCGAAAAAAAAAGUUCUGUACAUGUGGGACAACAGCAGUGUAAAGAUCUGCAAGGUCAAACUCAAAUACACCUAAGAAUUACCACAAGCCUUGUAAGUAAUAAAGUUAUUUUUCAACUCCCAUUCAGUUGAAAUUAAUUUAUUGACCACAAUGCUUGAUUUACUGUAAGCAGCAUGAAGGGUGAAGGGUAAUUUGUAAAUGUUUUAUUAACCUCUUCUACACAGCACCCCCGAUACCGGGGGGAAAACGCGUUAUCUGCAGGAAACAGCGUCUGAGGGCAUCUUAAUAUUCAAUAAACUAUGAAUGUUUUAUAUCCAUGUAACGGGAAGAAACUCAGCUAACUGAUCUUUUUUUUUUUUUUUUUUCAAAAAAACCCACAAAGCUAGCGCCGAACCUCUGAAUUAGCUACGAGCGAAACAAUCUUAAGGCCAUUACCACAGAACUCUAGCUACACUGAUCGAUACCGUGUUUUGCUACCUAAAGCUACUUGUGUGUUGUCUGUAUUUGCUUCCUGUCACGAGUUCAGAUCGCUCAGUGAUCGUCCUUAUAUUUCUAUAAUCUGUGGACUCUCAGGAUUUAAGCUUGUUUGUGCAGAUUCAAUAAGCAUAUCGAUCAGUGUAGCUAGAGUUCUGUGGUAAUGGCCUUAAGAUUGUUUCGCUCGUAGCUAAUUCAGAGGUUCGGCGCUAGCUUUGUGGGUUUUUUUGAA